CUCACAAGUCCCAACUACCAUGGUAUCCUCCUGUCUUAGCAUCGUCUCCUUGUACGCUGGCUACCUUCGUCGAUGUUUCAUCGGUGCCGGCCUUUUACCGCAGACAAUUGACAUCGACUCCCAAACUAUUAUCCACUUUUGGGGUCCCAACUCCAAUUCAUCGGUGACAAAGAAACCGCCUCUGGUCCUAAUUCAUGGUUUCGGCUCAAACGCUCUCUUUCAAUGGCGAAGACAGGUCCAGGCCCUGUACCCUUAUUUCGACCUUUAUGUCCCCGACCUCAUAUUCUUCGGUGGAUCGACCACAAAGUCGUCGGAAAGAUCAGAGAUUUUUCAAGUAGUUUCAAUUGGGAAACUGCUAGACAAGCUGGGCGUUGGGAGAUUUUCGGUUAUGGGGACCAGUUACGGUGGUUUCGUGGCGUAUCACAUGGCGUCAAUGUGGCCGGACAGGGUAGAUAAGGUGGUGAUAGCGAGUUCCGGCGUCAACAAACGACGGGGAGAUAUUGAUGAAUUGAUGGAGAGGGCGAAUGUCAAGAGUAUCGAGGAUCUCAUGUUGCCAAAGACGGCAGCGCAAUUACGGACGUUACUUCGUCUCGCCGUGUUCAAGCCUCCGCCCGUUCUACCCGACUUCCUCUUAAACGACUAUGUCCAAACAAUGUGCAUGGAGAACAGGAAGGAAAAGCUGGAACUUCUCAAGGGAAUCACACUUGGACAGGAUGACACAGUGUGUAUUUCUCCUCUUCCACAGGAUGUUUUGAUAGUGUGGGGAGAACAUGACCAAUUAUUUCCGGUGGAGAUGGGAUUUGAAUUGAAGGAGCUUUUAGGAAAGAAGGCUAGGUUUGAGGUUCUGAAGAAUACAUCUCACGUGCCCCAGAUCGAAGACUCAGCCAAGUUCAACGAUAUUGUUAAAAAAUUCUUCUGUGGGUCUUCUUAAUCCUUCAAUUCAAAUUUAUUUCGAAGCCUCUACACUUCGAAACUUGCAUGUGGAUCGGUUUGUUUUGGUUGUGUAAUUGUUUAAUGUUUUAUUUGCAUCCAAACCUAUUUAUGUUUUGGGUAAAAAUUUUAGGGUAAAUUACAAAGACCCCAUCUAGUAUGGGCUCAAUGACAAAUACCAACUUUCAUUUGUGACAAAGACCUUUGUGAACUUUUACUUUGUGACAUA
Molecule: messenger RNA, 1159 nt
Organism: Nelumbo nucifera (sacred lotus)
Lineage: Eukaryota; Viridiplantae; Streptophyta; Magnoliopsida; Proteales; Nelumbonaceae
Source: RefSeq, a predicted model, not a curated record